This is a messenger RNA of Theileria equi strain WA, 789 nucleotides long. RefSeq names its product signal peptide-containing protein. The transcript has a single exon. The record is from RefSeq and is a predicted model, not a curated record. Lineage: Eukaryota; Apicomplexa; Aconoidasida; Piroplasmida; Theileriidae. Bases 1 to 789 code for a protein of 262 amino acids.
AUGAGAAGUUUCACAGCAAGACUCAUCCUAUUUGCCUCGCUAGCAAGGAAUAUUUUGGGAGCUCCGGUAGAACCUGAGAAGAUUCUUGUGAAUCUUGACAUUUCCAAGGACGUGCCAGACCAGAUUGAAUAUCUUCCGCCCAGGGAGGAUAAGGACUGUGAAACCUACAGAAUUAGACAAGACCUCAAGGAGACCCAUCUCAUUGGUAGAGUGAGUGACGGAGAACACAUUAUAAUGGAGGGGGAUUCUACAUGUGUUGACAAAUGCGUCGAUAUUAUAGACCGAUACAAUGUCUACUUGGUGAGGAUUCUGAGUAAAUAUGCAAAUGGAAACGAAUAUUCUUGUCGCAUUGACGAGUUUAGAAGGACAAACGGGGUUCCAAAAUAUGUGCGGCAUUACAGAACACCCGUAAAAUUGGACGUUUUCAAGAGAGAAAGGAAUGAUGUUCCAAACCUGAGGUCUACAAUGGAACCAGGCAUAGAUAGAAAGCCAUUGCAUUCAGAGACAAAAGGACGAAGCGGGAAACCUUUACGCAUAACAUACGCUGCAGACGAUGACCUUAAGGAUCAAUUUGUCUUUGGGACGAUAUACUUUGACGGAAAACUUAUAGUCGAGGAAGAGCGCAGUCUGCUAAACAGGGAAAUCGUUUGGGAUACAAGAUUUAAAGACGUCACAAUAGACGUUUUAUCCUGGUAUAACAAUGGGAUUAAAGUCAAUGCACGGUACGUGCUUGAAGCUGGCAAGGGGUUCAAUCUCGCAUCUGAGGAAAGGACCUCUUUCUGGACUUAG